GUCGGCAGAUGAUUGCCAAGACCCUCGCAAAGGAUCAAUACCGGAUCAGCGAGAAGGACCUGAGCGAGCUCAAGCACUUGGAACAAACGAAUGUCUACAACCCGAGACGCCCGAUGCUCCUGUUCAGGGAGCAAGAUGUCGAACGCAAGACGUUGGAACGCCAUGGAGGCCCGGAGGGGUUCCUCAACUACCUCAGGAAGCUCUACAAGACGCACCUCACGAGCAAGAAGGCGAAGAAGCCCUUUCAGCAGCCCUCCCACUACCGCGUCACGCCCGCAGUGGACAUCUCGACGUACAAACGUGAUUACGUCGGCCGCUCAGCCAAGCUCCGUGACAUCAAGGCUCGCCUGGUCCCCUGGUUAUGGGAGGAAUGCAACGCCGUCCUGGACAGGAUCGACGCCGGAGACGGGGCUGUCGGUGGCGACGGCCAAUUCUGCAAGCAGCGCGAGCGUGAGGACGCCAUGUCCAGCGUCCUCGGUGCCUUCGCGAACUCCUACCCCGUUCGUCCUGCUGCACCGCUGCCACCGUCUCCCGCUGUCGACGCCCUCCGGGCAGUCCUCACUGCGGCACCGAAGCUUCCUUCACCCGAUGAUUAUGGAAAGCCCGUGGACGGCCUCGAGUGGAAGGACAGCGGCUGGCCAGAGGAUAAUAUGUGGUACGAAUGGGGCUCGGGCUACCUGCGCCGCCUCUUCGCCGCCCUCGACGCGCUCAAGAACGCGCAUGGCAUGGGCGACCAAGGCUGGGCUACCGCGCGCUGGGAGGUCUACGAGACGCAAUGCGAGUGCAUGGGUACUGGCAUCGGGUACGACCGCCGUAACGCGGAGCUCCGGUGGGGCGACUCUGCGGCAGACUGGCUGCGCGAGGAUUACCUCCUCCGCGGGAUCAAGGAGUACGUAGGCGCUGCACCCGGCUCCAGCAACGCCUAGUCGGCUUGUUCGCCGCUGUUCAUCAGCGAUGUCGCUCUUGUUACGAAGAUGUCCCCCAUAUGCCUCUUGUCUUCUAUACCUCCCUUCUCCGCCCCAACACGAGUGUGUAUACCCUUCCUGUCUCAUCUCCUUUCUGUCCCGUCACUCUCUGUCUCGGCUCUCUGACUUGUCCUUGAUAUAUGCGCCCCCGUUACCUCCCC
Trametes versicolor FP-101664 SS1 is the source of this 1126-nucleotide messenger RNA. RefSeq lists its product as uncharacterized. NCBI's taxonomy places the organism in Eukaryota, Fungi, Basidiomycota, Agaricomycetes, Polyporales, Polyporaceae. Bases 9 to 926 code for a protein of 305 amino acids. The transcript has 6 exons. The record is from RefSeq and is a predicted model, not a curated record.